Didymosphaeria variabile is the source of this 489-nucleotide messenger RNA. It is a transcript of the gene cyp1, whose product is annotated as Peptidyl-prolyl cis-trans isomerase-like 1. The record is from RefSeq and is a predicted model, not a curated record. Gene Ontology annotation, molecular function: peptidyl-prolyl cis-trans isomerase activity. Gene Ontology annotation, biological process: protein folding; protein peptidyl-prolyl isomerization. Lineage: Eukaryota; Fungi; Ascomycota; Dothideomycetes; Pleosporales; Didymosphaeriaceae. Gene Ontology annotation, cellular component: catalytic step 2 spliceosome. Bases 1 to 489 code for a protein of 162 amino acids. The transcript has 2 exons.
AUGGCUACGGAAGUUGCUCUCGAAACCACUGUCGGCACAAUCACCGUCGAGCUGUACACGACCCACGCACCAAAGACCUGCACCAACUUCUCCACGCUUGCCCAGCGCAACUACUUUGAUGGCCUCAUCUUCCACCGCAUUAUACCAAACUUCAUGAUCCAAGGCGGUGACCCCACUGGAACUGGUCGUGGCGGUGCCUCCAUCUAUGGCGAGAAGUUUGAGGACGAGAUUUCCCCGGCACUCAAACACACCGGCGCGGGUAUUUUGAGCAUGGCGAACUCGGGCCCGAAUACUAACGGAAGUCAAUUCUUCAUCACGCUGGCGCCGACACCCUGGCUUGAUGGAAAGCACACGAUCUUUGGACGGGUGAAGAGCGGGUUACAGAUUGUGAAGAAAUUGGGGCUAGUGAAGACAGACAAGGAGGAUAGGCCAGUCGAAGAAGUCAAGAUUGUGAGGGCCUACGUUGUGGACAAGGCGGAUGCCAUCUGA